UGUCUAGAUGUUAUCUGCUUACAGACUCGCGGCCAAGACGCCGUUCGUGAGAACCUUGGCCACCAAGGCCAGCGGCUUGAACAGAGCCACCUUGUCCCUUAACAAGGGCCCAAUCUUCCACGGUUCCUCUUUUGGAGCACCGAUGAACGCCACUGGGGAGCUUGUCUUUACCACCUCGUUGGUCGGCUACCCAGAAUCGCUCACCGACCCCUCCUACACCGGCCAGAUCUUGUGCUUCACCCAGCCAUUGAUCGGUAACUACGGUGUGCCAGCGCAAACCAAGGACCAGUUCGGAUUGUACGACUACUUUGAGUCCGGCAAGGUCCAGGUUGCCGGUGUUGUGGUGGCCGAUGUUGCUCUCGAGUACUCCCAUUGGACCGCCGUGGAGUCCUUGCAGCAGUGGUUGACCCGCGAGAACAUCCCAGGUAUCACUGGGGUCGACACUCGCCAGUUGGUCACCUUGUUGCGUGAACAGGGCUCCACCCUCGCGCGUUUGUCUAUCGGUGAGGAGUACGAUGAGGUGGAGGACGCCGGUUUCGUGGACCCUUCCAAUAUCAACUUGGUGCACAAGGUGUCGACUAAAGAGCCAUACACCAUUGCCAACCCCGGUGCUAAAACCAAGAUCGCAGUCAUUGACUGCGGUGUCAAGCAGAACAUCCUCCGUUGUCUUUUGGAGCGUGGUGCCGAGGUCACCGUCUUCCCGUACAACUACCCAGUGGACAAAGUCAUCGACCAGUACGACGGGCUCUUCCUCUCCAACGGUCCGGGUGACCCUACCCACUGCACUGCCACCGUUAAGGUUUUGAAAAACAUUAUGGAAAACACGCCCAAUACCCCGAUCUUCGGGAUCUGUCUCGGGAACCAGCUUCUCGCCUUGGCCGCCGGCUUCAAGACCGUCAAGAUGCCGUACGGUAACCGUGCCCACAACAUCCCAACCCUCAACAUGCUCAACGGCGAGUGCAGCAUGACUUCCCAGAACCAUGGCUACGCCGUCAGCUCCAGUAACAUGGGUAAGGAAUGGCAGCAAUGGUUCAUUAACUUGAACGACGAGUCCAACGAGGGUAUCAAACACACCUCGCAGCCGUGGUACUCCGUCCAGUUCCAUCCGGAGGCCAUGUCCGGUCCUGAAGACACCGUUGGCUUGUUCGACUUGUUCUUGGACGACUCUGUCAAGUUCAAGGCGGCCAAGGCCUAGCCCUGCGUCCAUCUAUCUACAUGUAUAUUAUUUCAAGCUAAGCAAGUGUAGGUUUUGAUCAUAAGCUAUAUUUGAGAUGACGGGAAGUAGCUGUUACUCGCAAUAUCCAAGGUAG
Babjeviella inositovora NRRL Y-12698 is the source of this 1310-nucleotide messenger RNA. It is a transcript of the gene CPA1, whose product is annotated as carbamoyl-phosphate synthase (glutamine-hydrolyzing). The transcript has a single exon. Gene Ontology annotation, cellular component: cytoplasm; carbamoyl-phosphate synthase complex. Gene Ontology annotation, biological process: L-glutamine metabolic process; 'de novo' pyrimidine nucleobase biosynthetic process; L-arginine biosynthetic process. The record is from RefSeq and is a predicted model, not a curated record. Lineage: Eukaryota; Fungi; Ascomycota; Pichiomycetes; Serinales. Gene Ontology annotation, molecular function: carbamoyl-phosphate synthase (glutamine-hydrolyzing) activity. The coding region runs from base 8 to 1195 and encodes 395 amino acids.